GUAGCGCCUUAGCCCGCUCGAGUUUCAAUGCGCGUUGUUGCUGGACGAAGCUGUGUCCUAUACAGCGCUCGCUGCUCGCCUGAUCAUGGCUUCUUCGAGUUCCUUCACCUACUAUUGUCCUCCAUCUUCCUCCCCUGUCUGGUCAGAACCGCUGUAUAGUCUGAGACCUGAGCACGCGCGGGAGCGGUUGCAAGACGACUCAGUGGAAACAGUCACGUCCAUAGAACAGGCCAAAGUAGAAGAACGGAUCCAGGAGGUCUUCAGUUCUUUCAAGUUUAACCACCUAGUACCAAGGCUCGUCUUGCAGAGGGAGAAGCACUUCCAUUAUCUGAAAAGAGGCCUUCGACAACUGACCGACGCCUACGAGUGUCUGGAUGCCAGCCGCCCCUGGCUCUGCUACUGGAUCCUGCACAGCUGGGAGCUCCUAGAUGAACCCAUCCCCCAAAUAGUGGCUGCAGACGUGUGUCAGUUCCUGGAGCUGUGUCAAAGUCCAGAAGGUGGCUUUGGAGGGGGCCCUGGGCAGUACCCACACCUUGCACCCACGUACGCAGCUGUCAAUGCGCUGUGCAUCAUUGCCACGGAAGAGGCCUACAAUGUCAUUAACAGAGAGAAGCUUCUUCAGUAUUUAUACUCCCUGAAGCAACCCGAUGGCUCUUUUCUCAUGCACGUUGGAGGCGAGGUGGAUGUAAGAAGUGCGUACUGUGCUGCCUCAGUGGCCUCUCUAACCAACAUCAUCACUCCGGACCUCUUUGAAGGCACUGCGGAAUGGAUAGCAAGGUGCCAGAACUGGGAAGGUGGCAUUGGUGGGGUGCCAGGGAUGGAAGCCCAUGGCGGCUACACCUUCUGUGGCUUGGCUGCACUGGUAAUCCUCAAGAAGGAACGCUCAUUGAACCUGAAGAGCUUGUUGCAAUGGGUGACAAGCCGGCAGAUGCGAUUUGAAGGAGGAUUCCAGGGCCGCUGCAACAAGCUGGUGGAUGGCUGUUACUCCUUCUGGCAGGCAGGGCUCCUGCCCCUGCUACAUCGUGCACUGCACGCUCAAGGCGACCCUGCCCUCAGCAUGAGCCACUGGAUGUUUCAUCAACAGGCCCUGCAGGAGUACAUCCUGAUGUGCUGCCAGUGCCCCGCGGGGGGUCUGCUGGACAAACCUGGCAAGUCACGUGACUUCUACCACACUUGCUACUGCCUGAGUGGCUUAUCCAUCGCCCAGCAUUUUGGAAGUGGAGCCAUGCUGCAUGAUGUAGUCAUGGGUGUGCCUGAAAAUGCUCUGCAGCCCACGCACCCCGUCUACAACAUUGGACCCGACAAGGUGAUCCAGGCCACCACAUACUUUCUGCAGAAGCCAGUCCCAGGCUUUGAGGAAUGUGAAGAUGAGGUGACCUCAGAUCCUGCCACCGACUAGAGGACCCCAUGGCUCCCCCAGCUCCCCCAUCAGACAAGGUUUCUCCAUUUGGGUACAGAGCAUACUCUGUGCUUCCGUGAGCCUUGGCCACUGUGGAGUUGUGGUUUCUUUGUCCUUUCCUGUCAAACAAAACAAAGCCAUCAGCUCUGGGUUCAGAAUACACAGUGGUGUGAUUUUUUAAAAUUAUUUUCAUACCUGUCAAAUCAAAACUCUGUGAGCCUGUGCAGUGGGGUUGGCAGAGAGCAGUGCAUGCUGGGAAGCAACAGCCUCUCCUGGCAGCCAGCAGCCUGGCCCACCAUGCUGAAAUGGAAGGUAUCUCAGCAUCCCAGCCCCUGCUGUGACUCCCACCUGCACACUACCAUUCAGUCACCUCUCUGGUAGAAAUGUGAGCUCCAUGCUGGGCCAGGGUGGGGCUCUGGGUCCUGCCUGUGUGAGCUCCCUGGAAAAGAUCACUGGGCUGGAGCAGUGCCUGCUUCUGCUUGUCUCCCUCACCCAGUCACCUGCAAAGGACAGCGGCUGGGAAUGGAGGAGAGCCUUAGGUUGAGUGCUUCCCCUCAGCUGGGAGAACUGAGCCACACAUCUCUCCAAGACCAUGUUUGGUGUAAGCAAGACUUGUUUUGUCCUAGCUAUGACUAGACCCAGGUAACCAAUUAUGAUUGGAAAAUCAGCCUCUAGGUCAACUCUGUGCCAGAGGAAGCAGCUUCCCCCAGAGCCCAGGCCCUGCCUCUCUCCAUCAUGUACUAGGAGACGUCCUCUUCCUCCAGGCAGUCCUGCAGCCCAGGCUCCUUCCGUUUCCACCCCCUGCCCCCAGGACAGUGUUGUCUUUGCUCAUCCAGAGUGUUAACACUACUAAGGCUUCACCUUAACUGAUGAUGACUCAGGAUUUAUUCCUGCCCGGCGCACUGCAGGCUCACUGAAACAGAAUCAAGCGCUAGGCACGCUGGCUGCUGUGGGGACAGUGGCCAUGGGCAGUAGGGUGAGCACUGCUGGUGUGCCGCUGCCGACUCCUGGAGCUGCCUCGGCACUGGCCCUUUCGGUCGGCAGGGUGCUGAGUUUGGUCAUCUGUCACGGCUAAAGUCACAGCCAGCUCAUGUGACUGUCCCAGCCUUCAUGUGAACAGGCAGACAGGAGCUUGAGACGCAGCAUGAGGCUCCUCCCCAAAUCACCGGCCAUGUGCUGCCUCGAAUUCCCUAUUGCUUUGGUGUACUGGGCUAUGUAUUACCUCCUUGAAAUAAUAAAAGAGUAACAUUUUCUA
Molecule: messenger RNA, 2654 nt
Organism: Onychomys torridus (southern grasshopper mouse)
Lineage: Eukaryota; Metazoa; Chordata; Mammalia; Rodentia; Cricetidae
Gene: Fntb
Product: farnesyltransferase, CAAX box, beta
Exons: 12
Coding region: 86-1399 (437 amino acids)
Biological process (GO): protein farnesylation
Cellular component (GO): protein farnesyltransferase complex
Molecular function (GO): protein farnesyltransferase activity
Source: RefSeq, a predicted model, not a curated record